GUGAAAGGUCCGCUGCAUAUGCUUGUCGGGUUCACCCAAUCACCCCUGCGCUGCUUCCUUUGUCAGGUUCAGUCGCUCACCAAUCUGCCGUUCACACCUCUCUCGCUGCCUUUAUUUCCUGUUGGCGACGCUCUCGCCAGGUCUUCGGCGGCCCGUUCGUCGGCGACUAGCGCCUCCGUUUGCCAGGUCUUCGUCGUCCGUUCGCCGUCGACUGGUGCCCAGCAGCCAGGUACAUCUGGAAGAAUGGUGAUUUACCUUAGCACACCAAAAACCGACAAGGUAUCCGAAGAUGGGGAAAACGAUAAACUUAAAUUCGGACUUUCAUCUAUGCAAGGGUGGCGUGCAACUAUGGAAGACGCUCACUCGGCUUUGCUAGAUCUUGACAAUGACACUGCAUCCUUUGGUGUUUUUGAUGGACAUGGAGGAAAAGUAGUUGCCAAAUUCUGUGCAAAAUAUCUACACAUAGAAGUUCUCCAUACCGAAGCCUAUGCUGCUGGUGACCUGGGUGCUGCUGUCCACAGAGCUUACUUAAGAAUGGAUGAAAUGAUGCGGGGUCAAAGAGGAUGGCAGGAACUCCAAGCACUUGGAGAUAAGAUAAAUCAGUUCACUGGCAUAACAGAAGGCUUGAUUUGGUCCCCUAAAGCAAGUGAUUCAAAUGAUAGACAUGAUGAUUGGGCUUUCGAGGAGGGACCACACUCUGACUUUACUGGGCCAAAUUGUGGGAGUACAGCAUGUGUAGCAUUAGUGAGAAAUAGGCAACUCGUUGUGGCAAAUGCUGGUGACUCCCGCUGCGUCAUCUCAAGGAAUGGCCAGGCAUACAAUUUGUCAAGAGACCAUAAACCAGAGCUUGAGGCAGAGAGAGAAAGGAUACAAAGUGCUGGGGGUUACAUUAAAAUGGGGCAUGUAAAUGGAAGUUUAAACUUGUCAAGAGCUAUUGGAGACAUGGAGCUUAAACAAAACAAGUUCUUGUCCCCUGAUAAGCAAAUUUUGACCGCAAACCCUGACAUAAACAUUGUCGAGCUAUGUGACGACGACGAAUUCAUUGUUUUAGCAUGUGAUGGCAUUUGGGACUGCAUGUCAAGCCAGCAGUUGGUUGAUUUCAUCCGUGAACAUAUAAACACAGAGGAAAGCCUUUCUGCAGUAUGUGAAGGAGUGCUUGAUAGAUGCCUGGCUCCAUCGACCAUGGGUGGCGAGGGAUGCGAUAACAUGACGAUGAUCUUGGUGCAGUUCAAGAAGCCAUUUGCUCAGGUAAAGGAUGCCAGUGAUGCGGAACAACUAACUGGAGAUGCGGGAUGCUCUGAGACCCAGUGAGUCACCUGUGAUUGUGUGGGGCCGAGGAGAAUGACUCUGACAAGCAGAUAUAGCGAAGACAGGACUCUUUUGGAGUCUUGGUACAUGGCCUGACGCUGAACCUGGGUAAAACAGGAGUACGAUGUUGCAAUGUACAUACCAACCAUGCGCUGAGUUGGCGUGAAGGAUAUAUUCAUUGUUCCACUGUUGUCUUUAACCAAACGUGCUGUUUUCUUCCGGUUGUGAUUUUUGGUGACCUGAUCAUCUGACAAUAUCUAAUUAUACAUUUGGGAGGAAAUGAUGUUACAAUAGUUA
Zea mays is the source of this 1605-nucleotide messenger RNA. RefSeq names its product protein phosphatase type-2C. The record is from RefSeq and is a predicted model, not a curated record. Bases 19 to 1311 code for a protein of 430 amino acids. Gene Ontology annotation, molecular function: protein serine/threonine phosphatase activity. Lineage: Eukaryota; Viridiplantae; Streptophyta; Magnoliopsida; Poales; Poaceae. Gene Ontology annotation, biological process: protein dephosphorylation. The transcript has 12 exons.